AUGGAGGGGCCUUUUGGAAGAUGUCUUUGCUCGCCCUUGUUCACGUUCCAAGUUGGUCCAGAUAAAAAGGAAAUAACCGUGCAUUCUUUUGCUUUGGCAGAGCUUUCCAAGUCCCUGAAUGCUCUCAUCAAUGGCGAAAUGAUUGAGGCCAAAACCAGGCGUGUUGACUGGUCAGAUGUUGAUUUGGACACGUUCACUCGAUUGUGUGAAUUUGCCUAUCUAAGAGACUAUACACCGCCUUCAUUUCGAAUAAUUGAAGGCUACUCGCCAACUCUGAAAUCCACAAAGAAAGCCUUGAAACGUGCCAAGAAAAAGAAAGCCUUCAAACAUGGUUCGAAUGCUUCUAUCUGGGGUGAACCUGAACCAGAACCCGAACCAGAGCCUGAACCAGAGCCUAUACCCGCAUCGGAUCCCGAGCCUUUUCCCGAAGAAGCUCCCGACCCUGAGAGUUCCUCCGAAGUCGUCUUAUCCGGUGGGCUCGAAUUACCGUACAAAGAGCGAAGCUUGUGGACUCAGCAUUUGCGUGAUGCUUUCAUUGAAACUCGCUUUGGUUCAGCUCCGGAAAGCGAGGAUUCAAACAACAAUUUCGCACCACCUAAAAACUCUGGCCCUUGGGAAGACUUUACCCCAGUUUUUAUUGAUCAAGCUCGACUUUACGUGCUGGCCGACAAAUACGGAAUAGAAUCUUUGCGCCAGCUCAUUCUUUCUAAAUUACACGCGACGCUGACAAGCUUCAAGUUAUAUCAUACAGGGGUUGCCGGAGUCAUCGAAUUUGUUCGCUUUGUUUACUCCAACACGCCACCAAAUCAUGGGAAUAAUGUCGAUGCCUUGAGGAACUUGGUAGCACGUUACCUUGUUUCUGUUCUUGGACAGAUUGGUGACAGCGAGGCUUUCAGAAAGCUGUUAGAAGAAGGAGGAGGCUUUGUCAUGGAUGCUUGGAGCAUUAUGUGGAGCGCGGACACUCGUCAUUAA
Penicillium cataractarum is the source of this 972-nucleotide messenger RNA. RefSeq lists its product as uncharacterized. The coding region runs from base 1 to 972 and encodes 323 amino acids. Gene Ontology annotation, molecular function: protein binding. The record is from RefSeq and is a predicted model, not a curated record. Lineage: Eukaryota; Fungi; Ascomycota; Eurotiomycetes; Eurotiales; Aspergillaceae. The transcript has 2 exons.